Molecule: messenger RNA, 1098 nt
Organism: Megalopta genalis
Lineage: Eukaryota; Metazoa; Arthropoda; Insecta; Hymenoptera; Halictidae
Source: RefSeq, a predicted model, not a curated record
UUUCGCGUGAUCGUGAACGAAAGAAUAGAUCGCGGCGAAUCUUUCUUUGGAUUUUUCGUUCUUACGUUUCCACGAGAAAAAAUGCCGAGAAGCGUCAGCAGGCCGUCGAUGCAGAGCCAUUACGUAAUCGACGAGGCGGAGUUGAUCGAAUUCGUGAAACGCAAUCCCAUUAUGUACGAAACUAAUUUGCGGGAUGAUAUCGCGUGUUCGGUAGACGCCAUGUGGGAAAACCUCGCCGAUAAAUUUAAUGCGCCAGUGGAUGCGGUGAAACAACGAUGGUUGAAAAUCAAGGAUUCGAAUAAUAGGAGGAAGAGCCUGCGAGCGCAUAAUCUCGACUUUUUGUCCGCGCCUUCGUUGGAUCUGCAGAACGACAACAGCUGUCCAAGCAGCACCUGCAGCUCGCCGAAAGGCGGGAAACGGAGCACACGAUCCAUGUCCCAGCACUCGCAGCUAUCAACAGCCUCGGAGUCGGGCCGGACCAACUCGACUUUGGUCUCAAACGCUGUCACGCAGCCGAAGCAGGCCAACGCGAAAUCGCGAUCAAGAAUGAGCACGGCUAUCCAGAAAGACGAGCUGUCGAUCCGCGAGAGGCAAUCGGUGGAGUCGAAUGUCCGCAGGUAUCAAGACAUAUCCUCCAUGACGGAUAGCGUACGACCCGCAAUAUCCGAUUCUUCCUUCGCUCCGAAGAGCCUGAUAAUGAAGAACAACGCCGCCGAGUCCAUGCGAGCAUUCUUCGAAAGUAUGGCAAUGACAGUGCUAACCUUCCCUGCCCAUAUCCAAGCAAGCCUGAAAAUUCGAAUCUGCAGUAUAAUCACUGAUGCAGAAUACGAUUUAUCGACUAAAACGAUGUAACAUGUUCAGGCGAUUAUCAAUCGUUCAUCGUUCAUUCUAUCAGUUCGCAUUUGCUCUGUAAUACUUAACCACGCUUUUGUGUUAACGUUUCACGCCUAGGUGGUCAUUUUUUUUCGUUCCAGAAACCGACUUUACAGUGAACAAUGCACGGUUAGGGUUGUUACAAUUUGCAGUUACUCAGUAUCGGUAAUGUCCCGCUUUGUUGCAUUCGGUUUUGUUUGAACAUUGUUGUUGAGAUGUACAGUU